Messenger RNA from Sphaeramia orbicularis (orbiculate cardinalfish), 2426 nucleotides. It is a transcript of the gene selenop, whose product is annotated as selenoprotein P. Gene Ontology annotation, cellular component: extracellular region. Lineage: Eukaryota; Metazoa; Chordata; Actinopteri; Kurtiformes; Apogonidae. Gene Ontology annotation, biological process: selenium compound metabolic process. The record is from RefSeq and is a predicted model, not a curated record. Gene Ontology annotation, molecular function: selenium binding. The transcript is spliced from 4 exons.
AUGUGGGCGUGCCUCAGCCUGCUCCUCACUCUCUGCCUGCUCCACGGGGGCGGGGCAGAGAGUGAGGGGGGAGGGCCCCGCUGUCAGCUGCCGCCACCCUGGAAGGUUGGAGAGGUGGAUCCAAUGAAGGGGGCAAUGGGCCAGGUGACAGUGGUGGCACUUUUCCAGGCCAGCUGACUGUUCUGUUUGGUGCAGGCGUCCAGACUGGAUGGCCUGCGCCAGAAGCUGGAGAGUCAGGGUCUGAGGAAUGUGGUCUAUAUGGUGAUCAACCACCAGGGGGAGCAAGCACAACGCCUGCACCCCCUGCUGGCUCAGAAACUGUCACAGAACAUUGCACUGUAUAAACAGGAGGAGCAGCAGGCUGAUGUCUGGCAGACACUGGGAGGAGAAAAGGACGACUUUUUCAUUUAUGACAGGUGUGGCCGUCUCACCCACCACAUUUCACUUCCAUACUCCAUCAUUGGACAAGGCCAUGUUGAAACUGCAAUUAAAGAAACCUACUGCAAACGCAUAUGUGGAGACUGCAUACAUGAGAGCUCAGAGGACCCAGAGGAAUGCAGAGAGAGAGCAGAUGCUCAGCCUGACGCAGAUGGAACACCAGCUGUAGACGGAGCCACCGGACAUGAUGACCACGGUCAUGGUCAUCACCAUGGACAUCACCAUGGUCAUGGCCACGGUCAUCAUGGGGGCCAUGGUCAUGGUCAUGGUAAUGAUCAUGGCCAACACCAUGGAAAUCAUCAUGGUGCUGGCCAUGACCAUGGACAAGGUCCAAGUGAGCAAGGCAUUGGACCCCAGGAACAGGAUGGUCAAGUAGUUCAGACACCACAACAUUUAGAUUUUAGCCAUAUGCAGCUAGUAGCGGACAUGCCGCAAAAGCCUCAGGGGGCACAGGGGGCCCCUGUGAUGCAGAGGCCAUGAGUAGCAGAGAAGACUAAAUGAAAGUCAAAGCACAGCUGACAGUGGGCAGCCGGCUCUGACAAUGACGCCGCCCCCCAGGCCAGCUGAUGCUGACACUGACGAAGGCUGUUUGGCGAAGCAGGGAGUGAGCAGCCGGUCAGUCUCUGACACUGUGAUGAGGCACUUCCUGCCUCCUGUCAGUGACAGGGGCUGAUGGGCGAUGCAGCCACUGCUGUUAGGGAAACCUGACAGUGACGCUCGCCUCCUGCUGCCUGACAGCAGCCUCAGCCGGCCGAAUGAGCCUGACCUCCAGGUGUUGUGAGCUGAGGAUGAGACCAGAUUUAAGCUGGCUUUGAUAUCAUCCUCAUAUUAACACCAGCCACCAACACCAGAGCGAAGUGCUCUUUUUACCAACAAGUAUUACUCUGAGAGGGGAUGGGGAAGUUCCUGACAUGGAUGUUGGACAGAUGAAAACAGAUGAAGACUAUUGUCAAAAUAAAACUAAAAAAUUAAGGUAAAAGAAUACACCAGAUAGGUUUUAGUGGUAUAAACUGAUUGGCUUAAAGAACGUAUGCUGUGUUUCACCUGUCCUACCAUGUCUGUGGGUUGCUCUCAUCCUUUCUCCAGAGUGUGUAUUGCUGUCAUGUUCUUUAGUUGCACCCUCCAUUUUGCUCUUUUCAUCCUUUAUGAAGACAGGCACAUAAACUAUGACCUAGUGGUGUCUGUCUGAAGUCAGGCAGGACAGAGAGGAGAGGGUAGUUCAGGAACAUGAGAGAUAAUUAAAAAAUAUCGUAUCAGUUCUGAAGGCCUUUAACUGAACAUAAAGACGAGUUAUCAUCAGAAAAAAAAUAAAAUGUUGAAGGAAGUAUUAGAUUACAUUUAGAAACUACUAUAAAUCUUUGAGGAAUGUUGCAGUUUAUAUUCUAUAUCUGUUGGGAAACCUGAAGGCACUCAGCCAUUUCUGGGAAAAUAGAGCUCUAGAAAUGGAUAUAUUUCAUACCAAGCAAGAUGAGAUUAUAUCUUGAAUAUGCUAUUGAUCAUAUUUCUUAAACACAUCUGUUGGCAGAAACUAGUAAAAAUAGCACCCUCUUCUGUAUUUGUCAUAAGCUUUGUGAAAUCUCAGGUGCAUCUUUUACCACAUUUAGCAAACACGUUAUAUAUGUGUUCCUAGCAUUUCUUGCUUAUUUUAACUUUUUGUUUUUUAGACUAGCUACGUAGCUUACAAAUUUCAUGUAUUAAUGAGAGACUUGUGAAAAAAUAAAAACACAAAGCUCUAUAGUUUGGAAAAAUGUAGAAGGAAGUGGUUGACUGAGAGGUGAAUGAAUACAUUUUGCACCUUAUGACGGUUUCAGGGGGAAGAUAAAAAUCACCCUAAAAACCUGAUGCUUGUGCAGAAACUUGUAUUGUGUUGAGGUUUUUAUACGUGGAUAAGCAGAGAUGAAUAAAGAUGGCUGAGUUUUGUUUUUAAUGUGUGUGUGUUUUUGUAUGGUUAAGCAGCAUUCACCAAAUAAAGUCCAGUACAUAAUCGA